This is a messenger RNA of Aegilops tauschii subsp. strangulata, 1461 nucleotides long. NCBI's taxonomy places the organism in Eukaryota, Viridiplantae, Streptophyta, Magnoliopsida, Poales, Poaceae. The record is from RefSeq and is a predicted model, not a curated record.
AUGGGGCACACCCACUUUUGCCAGAGGCUCUUUCAGCUCGACGUGGACCGCGACGGCAGGGCUCAGAGGACCGGCAAGGCUGCGAAGGCCAGCAAGGCCGUCAAGGGGCCCUUGGCGGCGGAGGCGGAGCUUGCCCGGGAGGACAGCAGCGCUGGCGCCGUGGAGGACGAGUCUGGCACGGCCGCAGAGGACAAGGUGCUCGACGGAUGGGUGGAGUCUGCUAGGCAGGCCAGCAGUGCCAGCGCCGGGGCUCCUCUUGUCGAAGAUGUGGUCGAAGAGUCGACCAUGGGGGAGGCCGAGGCCGACGACCCUCCGGCCCCAGGGAGGAGACGCGUCUUGUGCCGGGCUAGCUCCGGCGAACCAGUUCGGCCCGGCAGGGCCAUGCCGCGGAAACAGGUUCAGGAGCAGUCCGUGCGCCAGACGAGGGCCGCGGUGGCGAAGAAGGCGGUGAAGGCUGCGGUGGCGAAGAAGAAAGCGACCGCAUCUUCUUCGUCCAAGCGUCGACGGACUCCAUCCCCUUCCCCUCCUUCUGCAGACGUCGACACGGAGGGACACGGAGACGCUGACCAGAGGGUGGCGAAGAGGGCCAAGGCCUCGACGGGCGACAAGCCCCCGGUGGGUACUUCGAGCGCUUCCUCGGCGGACCAGGAGAACAUCGAUACCGUCAUCGAGGAGGUCGCCAGGGACGCCGAGGCCGAGGCAGACAAGAUUGCCACCGAGGAGGCCGCCAAGACUGCCAUCGAAGAGGCCGCCAAGGGGCAUGCCGGGGAGGGUGGCAGGGCCGCUGCCGAGGGGGGCGCCAAGGCCGCUGCCGAGGAGGUUGCCCAGGAUUUGCUGGCCGAGCGCAAACAGGAGCUUAUCCUGCUGAAGGCCAAUGUCGAGAAAACCCAGGAGGUGGCGAAGGAACAGGCCGCCAAGGACGAGGCCGCUCGGCACAAGCACCAGGCCGAGCUGAACUGCCAGGAAGAGGACCUUGCCGCCCGUGUGGCGGCGCUCGCCGCCACCUCCGCGAGGCUCUUUCAGCUCGACAUGGACCGUGACGGCAGGGCUGAGAGGACCGGCAAGGCUGCAAAGGCCGGCAAGGCAGUCAAGGGGCCCUUGUUUGGGCUGCCGGUGGGAGUGGUUCCGCUGUGCAGCAAUUCUUGCCAGACCGACAUCAUUGCUAUGAUGCCGGACUUCAAUGCACAUGGCCUUGACCCGAGCUGGGUCGAGCCGGAAGCAGAGCAGGUGCAUGAUAUUUUUGAUUGCUUGUCGGAGAAGGACACGGAGAUGCUGGCGCAGAGGGUGGAGAAGAGGGCCAAGGCCUCGACGGGCGACAAGCCCCCGGCGGGUACUUCGAGUACGCCGCUGGUGGUAGAGAGCAGCCCGGAGAAAAAACCCCGACGCAGCCCCCGCUUCAGCCCCCAGCGUGAGUCCAUCACUCACUCCUCCAUUGAUGAACUUUGGGGUGUGAGUCUUUGA